Oryzias melastigma (Indian medaka) is the source of this 1889-nucleotide messenger RNA. RefSeq names its product nuclear factor 7, brain-like. Bases 10 to 1071 code for a protein of 353 amino acids. Gene Ontology annotation, molecular function: protein binding. The transcript is spliced from 5 exons. Lineage: Eukaryota; Metazoa; Chordata; Actinopteri; Beloniformes; Adrianichthyidae. The record is from RefSeq and is a predicted model, not a curated record.
GAAACAAACAUGAGCCAGCUGCUAAAGAGGAGGGGUGAAGCUGAGCACGCCAUCAAGGAGCUGGAGUCACUGUACACACAGACCGUGAAGUCUGCAGCAGAUUUCAGGGAAAGAAUUUCAGACAAAUACAGCAGGAUCCGCGUCGUCCUGGACGCAGACGAGCGCCUGAUGAUGCAGAUUAUUGAAGCAGAGGAGACGUACAUGACAGACUGGCUGGAGUCCCAGAGGAGCAUCAUGGAAAGUCAGAUUAAAGAGAUUGACAGUUUAAGAACCAGAAGUAAAUUACUUCUUCAGCAAACAAAUGACCUGAAAUUCCUUCAGCAAAUCACAACACAGAAACUUUGCCAUCCUGUGGAUUUCUCACCGAUCAGAACCGUCGAUGAGGAUCUGUGUGAUCCAGAGAAGCUGAGAACUGUGGAGAGGCUUGUGGAUGAUCUUUCUCUGGCUCUGUCCCAACACUUUCCACGAAUGUGGUCAUAUCUGAGUUCCCCUGCUUUAGACUCUAAAACAGCACAUCCAAAUCUAGAAAUAUCAAGAAACGACAGACAAGUGUUCUGGAGACGUCAGCCGGUCAGUGGAGAACCGGACCCUCGUCCGUAUGACUCCCAGUACAGUGUAUUGGCUCUGGAGAGCUUUACCAGUGGACAGCACUACUGGGAGGUCAUUGUCCAGGACAAACCCUACUGGAUGGUUGGUGUCACCACCAGAUCCGCUGAUGGAAACAUCAAUCCGACUCAGAGUUCCUCCCGUUUGGGUGUGAACAACACCUCAUGGUGCAUCUACCAUGGAGAAGGACAGUACCUGGCAUGUCAUGACACGCAAGAAAAACGACUUUCAGUGGAAAAGAGAGUGAGAAAGUUAGGGAUCAUGGCAAAUAUCCAGAAGGGGGAGCUGUCCUUCUAUGACGCUGAUGCCAUAACCCUGCUUCAUUCUUUCUGCAUCCAGAGCACAGAGCCUCUGUACCCCAUGUUCAACCCCUGCAUUGAUGUGAAUGGACUGAACAAGCAGCCGCUUUCUUUGUUCUGGAUUAAAGAUCCCUGGAACUGGCAAGAAGAUGACGAAGAAAAAUGAAGCAAGAGAAAAAAAUGUCAAUUAUUCUGAACAGAAAAUUACUAUGUAAGGGAUUUGCUCAAAAUUUCUUCAAAAAUUUGUUCAAAAUUAUUGAUAUAUUGCAUCUCAUGUCAAAUGUACUUGGAAACAAUUCUUAAGAGUAAUUAUUGUUCUUUCCAGCAGCCGCCCUGGACUUGACUCACCAAAAUUUGCUCAUAUUUGUUACCGGGUGAAAAUAAAUUUUGGGUGUAAUGAAAACUACAUAGAUCUGUUUGUCACCUCCAGGUGACCAAAGCCUAAAAUGGUUGCUUUAAAGAGAAAACUAACAAAAAAGCCGCCAUUUAAAAAAAAAAAAAAAAGUUUUUUUAUCAUCAAGGCCAGAAUGGGGGAGUCAGGGAGAUUUCUGUUUACCGUUUGGACGGGGGGCGUGUGGGCCACACAAUUCAUUUUAAUUUUUGUUGACAAGCAAGAAAGAAACAACACAACGGUUUGAGAUUCUGAUAGUUGUGUCCAUUUGUUACAACAAACACACAGAGUCACUUCUGCAUGACCUUUGGAGUGUAAAUAUUUUAUUAGGCGGUAUCAGGUCCACUCUCAACCCACACUUUUGUCCUGAGCUAAAUGCUUUUGUACUGCUCAGUGUCGUUCACCUCAAUGAACGAGAACCUUCACUGACAUUUUUGAAGGACUUUUUUUUAACGUUCUUCCUGUGUUAGCUUUCUGUUACCAUCCACGGCGUUAACGGGUCAGUUUCGAUCCAUGUCUUAAACCAACUAAAAAUACACUAAAAACAAUAAAUUGUUUCAUCUCUUACUUAUCUUGUUAAGCUUCUUUAUCCA